Molecule: messenger RNA, 988 nt
Organism: Saccostrea echinata
Lineage: Eukaryota; Metazoa; Mollusca; Bivalvia; Ostreida; Ostreidae
Exons: 9
Coding region: 61-969 (302 amino acids)
Source: RefSeq, a predicted model, not a curated record
UGAAAGAAAUAUGCCAUAGCUACGAACAUACACGCAUAUUCUGCCAAGAAGAAGAGCGAUAUGUUGUUCAUUCUUGUGUUCCUCAAUAUCCUCUCGGUCAAACUUGUUCUGUCACUUAUGUGUCUAUCCUGUAGAGAGUCUAUCCAACCCCGCCAUUGUCAUAGUAUAGCUUACUGUGCCGAGGAUGAGGUUUGCUUCGUAGAAAGAGUUGAAUCACUUUAUGGUGUAAGGUUUAACACGGGCUGCCUUCAAAGACAAGUUUGCAGAGAACAGAAUCAAACUCUUCACAUACAUGGAAAUGAUGACGGUAAUCUUCGCCCGCCCACGUGUACGGAGUGCUGUGAUACUGACCUCUGUAAUGCUCAGGGGUGCAGUGAACCAGGGUACCCUCCACUGAGUAGAAGAGGACCUGUCUGUUUAGCUUGUACUCAGCACUUUGACAGUCAAGAAUGUCAACAGAUAGCUCACUGUAGAGAUUCUGAGCUGUGUUUUAUAAAGGAGGAAUCUGAAUUCGGUGAUAAAGUUUAUUCUUCUGGGUGCUUGCCAUUUCAGCAAUGUAUAAGCAUUGUGUCCAAUACUCACGCCGUGUUGGAUUUAUCAAAUAUGCAUCAUCACACAUACUCAACAACAAGAAAAGCGACUACACAAUUACCGACGUCAAGGACAACUCAAGCAACAACACAGCUACCGACGUCAAGGACAGCUCAAGCGACAACACAAAUAACAACAGGGACAACUAGACCAACAUUACCAAUACUGACUUUUAGGCCACAUACAGCAACACCUAUUUUAUCGACUACAACUGAUGCAGAUCCAGUUCCUAUAGUUGGUAGGAGAGAAAACAAUAGACAGAGAAGGUUUACAUCUUGUGAACACUGUUGCCGAGGCGAUUUGUGUAAUAAUGUCUGCGUACACUACAGCAAAAUAACUCCUACACCACACUAUUUCACUGGAUCACCAAGCGGUUGAGGAAACCCGGAAUUUUCUG